This is a messenger RNA of Dioscorea cayenensis subsp. rotundata (Guinea yam), 810 nucleotides long. Its product is annotated as serine/threonine-protein kinase-like protein At3g51990. The coding region runs from base 1 to 810 and encodes 269 amino acids. Gene Ontology annotation, cellular component: plasma membrane. NCBI's taxonomy places the organism in Eukaryota, Viridiplantae, Streptophyta, Magnoliopsida, Dioscoreales, Dioscoreaceae. Gene Ontology annotation, biological process: protein phosphorylation. Gene Ontology annotation, molecular function: ATP binding; protein kinase activity. The transcript has 2 exons. The record is from RefSeq and is a predicted model, not a curated record.
AUGCACUUCUUCUCCUGCACCACAAACAACCACCGCCGCCGUCACCGCCACCGCAUCUUCACCCACUCCGAGCUCGCCACCGCCACAUCCAACUUCUCCUCCUCCUCUCUCCUCGGCCGAGGCAGCCAAUCCUCCGUCUUCCUCGCCAUCUUCCCUUCAUCUCCUCCUCUCAUCGCCGCCGCCAAACUCUCCUCCUCCUUCUCCGAGCUCUCCAUCCUCUUCUCCCUCCCCUACUCCCCCUUCAUCGUCAACCUUCUCGGCUUCACUCAUCCCUCUCCUUCCAUUCCUCUUCUCGAGCUCAUGCCUUCCGGUUCUCUCGACCACCUUCUCCACAACUCUUCUCCUCCUCCUCCAUGGCGCCGCCGUCUCCACCUCGCCUUCUUCUCCUCCCUCUCCCUCUCCUUCCUCCACUCCCUCUCCCCUCCGAUCAUCCACCGUGACGUCAAACCCUCCAACAUCCUUCUUGACUCCUCCCUUCAACCCUCGUCUCUCCGACUUCGCUUCGGCGUUGUCCUUCUCGAGCUCAUCACCGGCCGCCGUGCCAUCGACGUCGACCACAGCCCUCCGGCCUUGUCCGACUGGGCUCUUUCCAUGGUCACUCAACGCCGGUUUGACGAGAUGUGUGAUGCUAGAAUGGGACCGGUGGUGAUCGAGGAGUUCGCUGCUGUUGCUUGUCUUGCCUCUCGCUGUGUCAGCUCCUCACCGGAGGACAGGCCGGAGAUGGCUGAGGUGGCGGCGUGCUUGCGACGUGUCCGGUCAUCGCCGGUUAAGAGGUGGCGUAAAUGGAUGACUUGGUGGGGCCCGGUUUGA